Molecule: messenger RNA, 7107 nt
Organism: Dunckerocampus dactyliophorus (ringed pipefish)
Lineage: Eukaryota; Metazoa; Chordata; Actinopteri; Syngnathiformes; Syngnathidae
Gene: gtf3c3
Product: general transcription factor IIIC, polypeptide 3
Exons: 19
Coding region: 132-2897 (921 amino acids)
Biological process (GO): transcription by RNA polymerase III
Cellular component (GO): transcription factor TFIIIC complex
Molecular function (GO): protein binding
Source: RefSeq, a predicted model, not a curated record
GACCACAUGUUCCAGGAAGAGAAGGGGGUGUAAACAAAGUCAAUUGCAUUACUAGCGUGACAGACGCGCAGAAAGAAGCUUGUUGGAAAUGUAAUAAAAUAACGCGAAUCGACUGUCAAAUAUCAAGGACCAUGUCUGGCUUUAGCGCCGAGCUUAUCGACUAUCUGGAAGGGAGGAUAACUUUUGAGGAGUUUGACCGGAGGAGAGACGAUAGGAAAGCUAAGGAGGCUGGAGUUUCAGCUGAAGAUGGGGAAGCGGAACAGCCCUCCACCUCAAAACACAACCUGCCUCAAAUCGACGAAGGAGUCAGCCCAGGGGUCCAGCAAGCCUUCGCUUCCAUGCUGGGCGAAAGCACAGAGCCCAUGUAUUCAGAUGACGAAGAGGAGAACGACAGCUUGAGCUAUGUUGAUGACAAGAAUGAUGAGGAUUAUGCCUUGGAUGAGGAAGAGGAAAAUUCAGAGGUGACAGUGAAAGACAAGAAGCCGAGGAGAAGGAAGGGUGUGACAGAGAGCGAAGAAAAGGAAAGCGAUGACAUGACCGUGGGAGACGUGCUCGCGUUGGAGAUGGAGCUGAACCGCGAAAACAAGAAGAUGAUGAAGGAACGACGCAACCGCAGCAAGCUCCCCCGUGCACUCAGAGGCCUGAUGGGCGAGGCCAACAUUCGCUACGCCAGAGGAGAGAAAGACGACGCCAUCGCCAUGUGCAUGGAGAUCAUACGGCAAGCUCCUCUGGCCUACGACCCUUUCUCCACGCUGGCCAUGAUCUACGAGGACCAGGGCGACACGGAAAAAGCGCUGCAGUUCAGUCUGAUCACCGCCCACCUGAACCCCUCGGACUGUGAGGAGUGGAUCAGGUUGGCUGAGAUAUCGCUGGAGCAGGACAACGUCCAGCAAGCUCUUGUCUGCUACAACAAAGCCGUCAAGUAUGCUCCCACUAACGUGCGCUACCUGUGGGACCGCUGUAGUCUCCUCAUGCGUCUGGGCGAGCACAAGCAGUGUAUGGAUGGCUACCGUCGGAUAUUGUCCCUGCUGCCAAUGGAGGAGGGGGAGCAUUUCAUGCAACUCUCCAAGGAUAUGGCCAAGAGUUAUUAUGAAAGCGGCGACCUACCGUCAGCACUCGGCGUGAUAGAGGAGGCCCUGGCACGACACCCCAACUUGGUUAGCGAUGACAUCAUCAACAUGGCCGCUGAGCUCUACAUAACAAAACACCAAUAUGACAAGGCUUUGGAGGUUUUGGUCCAUUUUGUGGGUGUGGUUCUGGUCCACGAAGAAACUGGCUCUCACUCUCAUGUAGAAGAUGAGAAGGCCCCAGAGGAUAAGAAUAAUGAGGAGGAGACAAAUACUGCUGAGAAAGCAUCAGAGAGCAAGCCCCAAAUUAAGGAUGUCAACGUUCCCGACAGCAUCCCGGUGGACCUGAAAGCCAAGCUGAUCGUCUGCCUCAUUCACAUGCGCAUCCAUGGACCACUGGAGGCCAUGGUGUCCUCACUGAUGGAGCAGAGUGCAGAGGAGGUUGGCGACUUGUACCUGGAUGUGGGCGAGGCCUACCUGGAGAUGGGAGAAUACCUGUCUGCUCUACCUUUGCUGUCUGCGCUUGUCAUAUCUGAGAAGUACAAUCUGGCUGUGGUAUGGCUUCGUCACGCAGAGUGUCUAAAGGCAUUGUGUGAGAUGGAGGCAGCGGCCAAAAGCUUCACCAAGGUGGUGGAGUUGGCGCCGCAACACCUAGAAGCCCGGCUCUCUCUCGCCACCCUGCAACAGCAGCUGGGCCGUCCGGAGUGCGCCCUGAAAGCCCUGGAGUCCAUGUACGACAACGAGACACUCGCACAAGACUCAUCGGCGGCGCAAAAGGAACUAAAGCUGCUCCUGCAUCGGUCCACGCUGCUGAAAACACAGGGACACAUACAGCACUACCUGGAUGCCGUCAUCACCAUGAUGUCCAUGCUGCUCAAGGUGGCCAUGCAGCGCGCCAAGGUGUGCGUGCGCUCCGUCAUCGUGUCGGGUGAGAAUCACCUGCGCUUGGUGAAGGUGGAAGACAUGAUGUUGGACAUCGGUGACCCAGAAGCUGCGUAUUUGGACAUCACAUGUAAAACCAAUGUAUUGUCCAAAGAGGACUGGUGGCAGCUGCUGCUAAGCUGUGUGCUCACGCUGUGCGACGUGCAGCGUUACGGAGAGGCCGAGCUGAUGGUGGACUCUGCCAUGGAGUUCUACUCUUUCUACGACAUCAAACCCAGGAGGAAGGAGUUGGAGUUCCUCGGGCUCUCAGCCAGCAUCCUGGACCGCAACUACUACAAGGCCUACAACUACAUCAGACUGAUGCUGAUGGAAAAUGUGGAUCAGCCUCAGCUUUGGAAUAUAUUCAACCAACUGACAAUAUCCUCCCACCACCAACGUCAUCAUCGCUUUUGUCUGCGCCUCCUGUUGAAACAUCCCGACAACCGCGCCCUGUGCGUCCUCUGUGGACACAACGCCAUGGUGUCGGGCAGCUUCAAACACGCCCUGGGCCAAUACGUGCAGGCUUUCCAGUCUCAGCCUGAUAACCCACUUUUCACCCUGAUGGUCGGCCUCACCUUCUUCCACAUGGCAUCCCAGAAGUUUGUUGCAAAGAGGCACACGCUUAUGGUGCAGGGUUUUGCCUUCCUGUGGCGUUAUGUGGAGCUGCGUGGCGAGUGCCAGGAGAGCAUGUACAACUUGGGCAGGGCGUUGCACCAGCUCGGCCUCACGCAUUUAGCCAUCCAUUACUACCAAAAGGCCCUCGUAUUGCCUGCACAGAAACUAGAGGGAAUUGCUGAUGACCAAGUAGACCUGAGGAGGGAGGUUGCCUUCAACCUCUCCCUCAUCUACCAGGGCAGUGGGAAUGUUGAGAUGGCCCACCAGCUCAUCACCACACACUGCAUCAUUUGACACUACUAGUAUUUUGUAAAAUGUAGUAAAAAUCAGGGAAAAGCAUUUCAAUGACAUGUAUUUUUAAUAAAAUGUUUUUCCAAUGUUAUAUGCAACAUUCUUUUGUUUCUCCUGACAAAAUAAUGGAUUGAGAGACUGUUGUUGCACAGACUAAGGCAUUGGGGAUUAUUUGCCAAACGCCAUGAGACGAUGCACAAACAGUCAAGGACUGCAUGGAGACCUAAAACCAUGCAAAAUUUGGAGAGGAUUCAAUCAUGUGGAAAGUAGUGAGGGACACUAGUGUCAUGCACUGGCUUUAUGUGUAAGGCGUGACAUACGAAUCUAUUCAGGCUCCGUCUAUACCCUUUGGUGUAAGCUUGCUUGUAAGUUUGCUUUAUUGUCGCACAUCUGUGUAGUAUAGUAGUACCUCGCAUAACAUAAACCUCCUUUUACAUAAAUUCCACUGAACAUAAAGAAUUUAUGUAAAGUUUUUGCUUCGUAUUACAGAAGAAAUUCCAUAUAACAUAAAGCGUCAAGUCAGUGCUAGUGUUUGUUUUUUUUCAAUCAACUUUAUUAAUGCCUCAAGUCGGUGCAAGUUCAGACUAACACUUGGUGACGCCUUCUGACGCAUCACGCUCUCAUUGGCUGAUUUUCGGGGCACAGCCUCCGCUCUCAUCUCAUUGGCUGAGUUAUACAGCACGUACAUGAGUUUGUGUGUGAGACAGGCUUGUCCCUUCAACCUCCUUCCUCUUCGUAGUCGCUCUGAAACUAACUUAAACAAUUAAGUUAAGUUACAAAUUAAAAUUUUGCACACAGCAUUAUCGUGUAGUGCGUGUGCGUUUGUCUGUGAGACCAGCUGACUCUUAGACUCUUUGAGUCGUGUUUCGACUCAGGCUAGUCCUCCUCCUCCUUCCUGCCUCCACUUGGGCUCCUGAUCAAGACAUCUCGUGAACGGUAAGAUUGUUUUUGUUUUUCAGUUUUAUUCAUUUACAGUAAUCUUAUUACCUUAUUUUAUAUUGGAAUGUUACUCUACUAUGUUUAUGCUAAUGUUUUCUUAUAUUUUCCCACCAUAUUUGAUAGACUUUGAAUAUUUUGAAGUGCCAAAGGGGUGAGUUUGGGAAGAUCUUGGAACGGAUUACGCUAUUUACAUGUAUUUUACGCUUUGUAUAACAUAAAAACCCUAUAACAUAAAGGUUCUCGGAAUGGAUUAUUUAUGUUGUAGGGGCGUCUGCUGUAUUUGUGACUUUCAUUUGGGCUCAUUCGGUCAAGGUCACAAGGAAGAGUUCGUCAAAAUGCAAGCAUUGGUUUUCAAGCAUUUGACUUUUCUGCGUCCUUUUGUGAUAAAACGUCUAAUGGUGGCAGGGGCAAAUUUUUAACUUAGUGGAUGGACGCUAACCAGUUUGGGAUGGUGUCACUUGCAAGCUGCUUCAUAUGACCAGCUACAGUCAAAUUAUGACACAGAUAGUCUGGCGAAGGCAGAAGCUUGACCGCUGUGCCACCCGCCCACCCCUUCUUUACAAGCAUGUGCUUUGCAACCUAAGAUCCUCAGUCUUACAUACUUGCUCUGAAAUCCCCUAGGAGGCGCUUGUCACUGUCAACGUGUUCACUUACUGACCCCUUCUACCGCAAACUAAAUAAAAAAAUGAAACCAAGUGACAUGUCGACUGUUACUCCUAAACCUGGGGAAAAGCAGAUCUGGUCCUUGCCUCAAAUCGGCUCUUUCCCCUUUCCUGUCGAGCUGCAUCACAGGCUCGACAAAACGAUUCACUCGCUCAGUCCGCCACGAGUAAUCGACCAAGCCUCGCGCUUGGGUAGCUCGAGUAAACAGAGUACCUGGUUGACGGAUAGUCUGUACGAGUAAGUGGACUGGCUCAGUUGUAAGGAUAAAGAACAUAUACUUGUGAAAACUUGAAUGCACUCAGUCACCAUUAGGAGACACUAACAGAAAUGCAGAACAUGUGAACACAAAUGAUCAAUGAACGGAAGCCUACCCAAUAGUGAAUUGGUUCCAGACCUGGCCGGUAAGUGAAUUUACGUAGGAUUCAAUAUUAUGGAAUAUUUUCAUAGACCAAAGAAAACAUUUCAUAUGUUUACCAUUAUUAGAGCCAUGGUAAACAUGAAAUAACACCCCUAUAGUCACCUUUAUGAUUUGUUUACAUCACAAGGCUAAUGCGCAGGCUACAGGAUCACUGCAGGGAUGGCCAAGGAUGCAUAGCAUGCUAGCGAGCUAACUGUUCUUAUGCUAAACUUUAAAAAUGGUUUCAAGCGGGGGAAAGAAAGACAGCACACCUGGAGGUAACAACUGAAAAUUGACAAACUGUAUCCAAGGGCAUGUGUAGUCAUUUGGAUCAUCCACAUCCUUUUACUGCGCUGACAAGUUUUAUUGUAUUUAAAAAUUCUAAUGUUAAUCAUGUACUACCAAGUGUGAUUGAGAAAAUUCUCCUGGGGGGAUUAUUACUACCCAAUAAGUGAAUCAUCUUUAAUUGAUAAGAACAUUAAGCAACAUUUAAUAACAUUUUAGUUUCCCGCUUUAAUGCUCACAUCUUUGUGAUGAAAAGAGUCUCUGCUUCCUCUCUAGAAGUACUGCAUUCUCAGCUUGUGACACGGACAGCAGUGCAGUAAAUAUGAUAUUAACAAAACAUCUAUUCACAAAAAAAAGAGCGACUCAAAAGCACAUACCUGGCUCUAGGCCAGCUUCUUUGGCGGCGCGGGCGUGGCAAUGCUCGAGUUUUGGGUUGCUGGUGGGGUUUGGUUUUAUAUUAGUGUACCACUAAUAAAAUACAUCAUAUGGACAAAAGCAUUGGAACUGGAUGAAUACGGCUUCCGUUCUUCCAUCCGAUACUCAUCCAAGCAGGCCUUUUACGUAAUAUUGCAAAGACAACAGAAACCAAAGCGCUUUAACAAACGACGCAUCCGACUAGUGCAGGGGUGUCCAAAGUACGGCCCUUGGGCCAUUUGUGGUCCGCGGCACAUUCAAAAAAAAUUUUACAAUUUUUAAUUCAUUUUUACAAGAAUGAAGUAAAAAUACUAAGAAAAAAAAGGCAUAUUUUAAUGAGACCUUUUGUGACAAACUUGUAAUAUGAAGAAAAAAUAAAAUUUUCCGGGCAUAGACAUGAAUUAUUGAAAAUAAAAUUUAAGUUGUAAUAUGACAAUCUAAACAUCAACUUAAAAUUUUUGCUAAAUUAGGUUGGGCGAAAAUUUAUAUUAUGGAAAUACAUAAUUUAAAAAUGUACUAUCAUUUAACAAGAAAGUUUAAAUAUUAACAGUAAAUGCAGUUUGUUGAAAUACACUUCUGAUCCAAAUUUGAAAAAUUCCAAGAAUUUACAUUUUGCACAGUUGGAUCUUAAGGAGGUUCUAAGUGGUGCUACAAAAUUCUAAAAGAAAUGGGAGACAAAAUUUAUUAAUUUAUUGAAGCUAAUGAAAUAGGCUGUUCACCAGCUGAUCAAAAGUGCCAACCUUUUAAAAGAAAAACGAAAAUGGCGAAAAUAUCAGGUACUGUCAUGAUCUCUUGAUGGCAAAGGCAAAAAAGCUUUCUUUGAAAACGAUCGGAUCGUUGAGCUGCAUAAGCAUGGCCUCUCGCAGCGUGCCUUUGCUGCUGAGGUUGGACACAGCAAGACCGUCAUUUGAAACUUCUUCAGAGAUCCUGACGGUUACCAAACAAGGAUUCGUCAAGACACAGAACAAUCCUCAGCCCAAAUUAAGGUUACUGGUCUCGAGUCGAGUCCCAUAACCAUCAAACACCUGCGAGAGAAGGGUUUUAAGAACAAAAAAACGUCUCCAAGACCUCAUCUUCGCCACAAAAUUGCCUGUUUGGAAUUUGCGCGACAGCACCAACAUAAACAUGGGACACUGAAGUGGAAGACUGUUUUAUUCUCUGAUGAAAAAAUAUGUAACAUUGACAGUCCUGAUGGCGUUACUGGCUGCAGUUGUUUUGGACCAUCAUGCGUGUUUCGCUGAUCUAAAUCCAAUUGAGAACAUUUGGGGAUGGAUGGCAAGGGAGUUUACAAAAAUGGACAUCAGUUCCAGACAUUGGAUGCUGAUACUGAGACCUUUUUUGAACAUUUUGAGUGCAAAUGGUUAAUUCUUGCAACUUCUUAAAAUUUUGAUCAGGAGUGUUUAUAUACAUAAAAUAUAUAAGUUAGCCUAUCUACAUGUUUUGCUUUAGACACCCCUGUAAUAGUGGAUCAACGCACAUUUGCGAUUCAUCACAGCCCCCCCAAAUUCAGAUUUU